Closterium sp. NIES-67 is the source of this 1167-nucleotide messenger RNA. NCBI's taxonomy places the organism in Eukaryota, Viridiplantae, Streptophyta, Zygnematophyceae, Desmidiales, Closteriaceae. The record is from the annotation of a GenBank genome assembly.
AGGUGGAGCAGGACAAUAGCAGCAUGUUUUGCACCAACUGCAGUGCCUUCUGCAGGUCCUGCAUCCCCCUUACUGCAGCCCCAUCAGAGGCUCCCCCAUCCAAUGCUCCCGCAUCUGAAGCUCUUCCGUCCGAUGCUCUCCCAUCCGCUGGUCUUCCAUCCGAAGCAGCACCAUCUGAAGCUCCACCAUCCGAAGCUGCACCAUCCAAAGCAGCACCAUCCGAAGCAGCACCAUCCAAAGCAGCACCAUCCGAAGCAGCACCAUCCAAAGCAGCACCAUCCGAAGCAGCACCAUCCAAAGCAGCACCAUCCGAAGCAGCACCAUCUGAAGCUCCACCAUCUGAAGCUCCACCAUCCAAAGCGACACCAUCCAAAGCGACACCAUCCAAAGCAGCACCAUCCAAAGCAGCACCAUCCAACGCAGCACCAUCCAACGCAGCACCAUCCAAAGCAGCACCAUCCGAAGCAGCACCAUCCAAAGCAGCACCAUCCAACGCAGCACCAUCCAAAGCAGCACCAUCCGAAGCAGCACCAUCCAAAGCAGCACCAUCCAACGCAGCACCAUCCAAAGCAGCACCAUCCGAAACAGCGCCAUCCGAAGCAACACCAACCAAAGCAGCACCAUCCCAAGCUACACCAUUUAAAGCUGCACCAUCCAAGCCUUCACUGAUUGCACCUUCUUCCCGAUCCUCUCCCUCCAUUUCUCUCCCCGCUUCUUCAACUCCUCCUCCUAACAACAACAGCUCUACCCUCACACCGGCAGGCUCUGGCCUCUCCACAGGAGCCAUUGUCAGCAUUGUGCUGGGGGUAGUUCUGGUGGUUAUUGGCGCCAUUGCUAUUGCGUUCAUGGUUAUUCGGUGUCGCAAAAGGAUCAAAGCCAUUGAGGUGGAGAAUCCCCUCCUGCAGCAGCACCAGGAGAUCCAGCCAGGUGGUAACCAGAGCCAGCCCCCUCAAGGCGACUAUGGUGGUUACAAGCCAGGUGCUGCUGCUCGGGUGUAGUCCAAGCUCCAACACCAGCUAUGCCUACACAUCCAUUUCACUUCCUGCCACCGUUGGAAACUUCGGCCCUGCAGUCUGGCCGUGUGGCGAUUUUGGCGAAACACAGCUGCUGAUUGGUCGUGUGAUGGGUGGUAAGGGAAGCUGCGGUGGUGAUUGAAACUGCAUUAGA